Molecule: messenger RNA, 1952 nt
Organism: Grammomys surdaster
Lineage: Eukaryota; Metazoa; Chordata; Mammalia; Rodentia; Muridae
Gene: Clgn
Product: calmegin
Exons: 15
Coding region: 114-1952 (612 amino acids)
Biological process (GO): protein folding
Cellular component (GO): endoplasmic reticulum; endoplasmic reticulum membrane
Molecular function (GO): calcium ion binding
Source: RefSeq, a predicted model, not a curated record
GUAGCGGCCAGUCGGACACCUGAGCUGCCGCUGCUGGUCACAAGCCCGCAGGACAGGUGUGUAGACCGCGAGACACCUUCCUGCGGCUUCUUCCCUGGGACCAGAGAGUCACUAUGCAUUUCCAGGGUGUUGGACUAUGCUUGGGUCUCCUGUUCAUCACGGUCAACGCGGAUUUUAUGGAUGAUGAUGUUGAGGUGGAAGACUUCAGUGAAAAUUCAGACGAGAGUAAUAUUAAAGAUGACUCUUUCUCAGGGACUAUUAAGUAUAAGACACCUCAACCUAUAGGAGAAGUAUAUUUUACAGAAACAUUUGAUAGUGGAAACCUGGCUGGGUGGGUCUUAUCAAAAGCAAAGAAGGAUGAUAUGGAUUCAGAAAUUUCUAUAUAUGAUGGAAGAUGGGAAAUCGAAGAGCUAAAGGAAAACCAGGUGCCUGGUGACAGAGGGCUGGUUCUGAAGUCUAAAGCCAAGCACCACGCAAUAUCUGCUGUCCUCGCAAAACCCUUUAUUUUUGCCGACAAACCUUUGAUAGUUCAAUAUGAAGUAAAUUUUCAAGAUGGUAUUGAUUGUGGAGGUGCAUACAUUAAACUGCUAGCAGACACUGGUGAUUUGAUUCUGGAAAACUUUUAUGAUAAAACAUCCUAUACCAUCAUGUUUGGACCAGAUAAAUGUGGAGAAGACUAUAAACUUCACUUAAUCUUCAGACACAAACAUCCCAAAACUGGAGUUUUUGAAGAAAAGCAUGCCAAACCUCCAGAUGUCGAUCUGAAAGAGUUCUUUACAGACAGGAAGACUCACCUCUAUACCCUUGUGAUGAACCCGGACGAUACGUUCGAAAUAUUAAUCGAUCAGAAAGUUGUAAACCAAGGGACCUUGCUGGAUGAUGUGGUCCCGCCUAUCAACCCACCCAGAGAAAUCGAUGACCCCAGUGAUAAAAAGCCAGAGGAGUGGGAUGACAGAGCCAAGAUCCCCGAUCCCACUGCAGUCAAGCCAGACGACUGGGAUGAAAAUGAACCUGCCCAAAUAGAAGACUCAAGUGCUGUUAAACCAGAUGGCUGGCUUGAUGAUGAACCAAAGUUUAUCCCCAAUCCUAAAGCUGAGAAACCUGAGGAUUGGAGUGAAGACAUGGACGGAGAGUGGGAGGCGCCACACAUUCCGAAUCCAGCCUGUCAGAUCGGAUGUGGAGAAUGGAAACCUCCCAUGAUAGAUAACCCAAAAUACAAAGGAAUCUGGAAACCACCCAUGAUCAAUAAUCCUAACUACCAGGGAAUCUGGAGUCCCCAGAAAAUCCCUAACCCGGAUUAUUUUGAAGAUGACCACCCGUUCCUUCUGACUUCUUUCAGUGCUCUGGGCUUAGAGCUUUGGUCCAUGACUCCCGACAUAUACUUUGAUAAUUUUAUCAUCUGUUCAGAAAAGGAGGUGGCAGAUCAGUGGGCGACAGAUGGCUGGGAGCUGAAGAUAGCGGUGGCAAAUGCUAAUGAGCCUGGUGUCUUCAGACAGCUAACGACAGCUGCAGAGGAGCGACCCUGGCUCUGGAUCAUGUACCUGGUGAUGGUCGGGUUACCCAUUGCAUUAGUUACUUCAUUUUGUUGGCCAAGAAAAGUGAAGAAAAAAUAUGAAGACAAGGGGCCUGAAAAAACUGACUUAUGCAAGCUGCAAAGCAAGGCCAUCCUGGAGCAAGAGGCAGAGGAGGAGAAGGCCCCGGAGAAGCCAGAAGAUUUGCAAGAGGAGAAGAAGCCAAGUGAAGCUGAAGUCAUCAUCGUGGAAAAGGAAGAAGUAAUUGGUGAACCAGAAGAGAAGAGUGAGGAAGAUGGAGAAACCAUAGAAGGGCAAGAGGAAGUGAGCAAGAUGAGUAAAUCUGGAUCAGAGGAUGAGAUGAAGGACGCUGAUGAAAGCACAGGGUCCGGAGACGCACCAGUGAAGUCAUUACGCAAGAGGAGGGUACGCAAGGACUGA